GAGUUCAGUCGUCAAAUGUAUUUUCAACUGCAAGUAUCGAGUAAAUGUGGGGAUGAAGUGGUGCUAAAUUGGCCAGAAUUAUCAAAAAUGGGAAAUUCUCCAUCCCAGUCGUCGGGUUUUCAUCCUCCUCCGCAGAAUGCAGUUCCUCCUGCGCGUCCCCCAAGUGGUGGUGGUGGUGGUCAUCAAAACGCUACUUCGGGGAGCCUCAACAGCAACAAUAACAGAAAUAUUUCCCCUAGUUCUGAAGCUACCAUGAAAAACCUGAGUGACACAAAUUAUGACCCAUCCUCACCACGUCCAAAUUUCAGUUUGUCAUCAUUAGCAGAUCGUAACUUUUCAUGGACCCCGACAUCAAAAGCGUCUCCAUUGGAGCAAGGACCUCACUCGAUUGAUUCCCUCCUCGUAGUGGACACGAACCUUGCCAGCACUCGGACAGGCGACUUUUCACCGUCCUCACUUUCACCGGACAAUAAUAUGCAGAAACGUUGCCCUCUUCCGUUUCAGUGUCAGCAUAGCCGUGACAAUUCAGGAAUUAUGGUCCAAUCCGGUUACGAAGUUCGGGACGAUAAUGACGUUCUCACCCAUUUUUAUGACGACUCGCUCGAAUUACUCCCACAACCGGAGGAUGAUAUACAAACUGAUUCUAUCCUUAUCCAGGAAGAAAAGUGUCACAAUGUCGAGGAGAAAGUUGACAAUAUUAAUAACGAAGCACAAAGUAACUUCAAUUUGGACCACGUCAUACCAAAACCUGAGAACCCAUCUGACCAAAACGAACCAACUGAAAAUGCCAUCAACAUUUCUACUACGGAAACUAUCCUGCGGGGCAGUCCUUCCAGUUCAGGUUUCAUUUCCGAUCUGGACCCUGCAUCACUCCUGACAAUUUCAGCGGGUUUAACCCAACCAGAAAUUUGUCCUCUUAAUAAAAUCCCAUCUUCUUCCCCAUCCUCCACGCCCCCUGCUUUGGUGCGUGACGAUGAAAAUGUGGCGAUGAUUGAUGAGCUGCAUCGAAGUCAAGAUAGUAAUCGGCAAGAUGAUGUUAAUAGUUCCGCUCCCAUAAUUACGCAAACAUUAGCACCACCACCGCAACUUGCCAAACACCCAGAAGUGCAACAAGUGCAACUGCAACAAGUGCAACAAUCAAAAUUAAGAGAAAGUGAACCAGAAACUAAACUCUUUUUGAUAAGUUCUACUUCGAAUGAAGAAGACGAGAGGAAUAAUAAUAACGCGAGUCUGAAUCUCAUAAAUCUUGAUCAUGACAUAAUUCAAGGGAUUCAUAAAGAGGAAUCCAACCAAGAAGUUGUACCAGUAAAAGACAAAUACAUUUCCGUCGUCCAAAUCAUGACUGAUGACACUGUCACCACUACAAUUACGCACGUUGACGAAGCCGAAGAACCAGAUAAUGAUAAGCAUGACACCACAAAUACCCCAUCACCAUCACCACCACCCCUAAAAACCCUUGGUACCCCUGACCCCACCGUAUUCACAGAGAUCGACCUCGACCAAGAUUCCGAUGCAGAAGAUUUUCACCAAAACCAAGGACGUGCUAUCCCGAUCCCACCCACGACAAGAACAACUAAACCACCCCUCCUCGAAUCCGAAUCUCUCCACGAAUUCGAAUCUCUUGAAGAACUCAUAAAAAAAGAGGACCAGAUUUCCUCCACGGACAAUAACUACGUAACCCGUGUCCCCGUAAAUUACACCAGUCUCGGCCUAAUUAUUCCAUGCAAUCCUCCUCCUCCCCCAGCAGAAUUUCAAACUACUCAGCCUGUGGAAACAAAGGAGGAAGAAGAAAUUGCUCCAUCUUCACCUCACCUUAACAGCGAUGACAAUAUUAAAUGUUCUUCCAGCAACAGCAGUCUCAACACCAACACCACCACCACCACUUCCAUUAGCAACAAGAGAAAAGUGCAGUUUGCAAGUGAAAUGACCUCUCCGUCUCGUAAUCAGUAUCAUCAUCAUUCGGCAGCAGUAGCAGCAGUUCCCACCACUGCAAUCAGUCCAAUUCGUACCUCAUCGAGGAAGCAGGGCACAACAAAUUGUCACCUGCUGCCCAAAAAAAAUUCUAAAUUUGUAAAUAAAUCUCCCCCCUGUGCAAAAUCAGAGAACGAUAUGAAUUUCUUGGGCCUUUUCGGGAAUAAAGAAUUGAAGAAGGUUUUCCCUGAAACGGCGACCCCAUCGUCGACCCCAUCCGCCGCCUCUCUUGUCAGUCUUUCCUCCUCCACCACUCCUACUCUUCCGCAGGGGGAUGACUCCCCCCGGAUUUCACAUGAAAGAGGGGAUUUCAAUGUCGUCGACAACUCUUGGAGUGGAGGAACAAUGAUAAGUAAUACGAAUUCUAGUCUCAUUACUAGUCGUUCGGAAAGUUCUUGCAAUGGAUCAGGUGAUCGUGGGCAAGAUCGUUUUGGUGAAGUACCAACACCAGAAGAAAAGACUGAAGAAAGUAGCCGGCUUUUUAGCGAAUCUGUCUGCUAUGGACGUGACUUUGCUCACAUAUUUUCGAACCACUACCCGGAGGAGGGUUGUUUCAUGAGGUUCUCUCCACCCCCUGUAGAACAGCACAUGACGCUAAGGCCUUCCUCCAACCGUCGGGCCGUGGCGCCAGAAUUAGAUCCGGCAAGCUUUGCCAACCUCGAUAACGAAGGGUGGGAAGAACAGAGGAGGCUUGAAGAAGAGAGGAAGCUCGAAAAAAAGAGGAAGUAUGAAGAGCAGAUGGAGCUCGAAGAACAGAAGAAGCUUGAAGAACAGAGAAUGCUAGAAGAACAAAGACUUGAAGAACUGAGGCUAGAAGAAUUUAGGAAGCUCCAAGAACAGAAGAGGCAGGAAGAAAUAAACAUGCUUGAAGAACAGCGGAAGCUCUUCGCCGAGAAGGAAAGGAGGGUCGUAGAACAAAAUAUGAUUGAAGAACAGCGAAAGCUCGACGCCGAGAGGGAAAGGAAGGUCGCAGAGCAAAACAUGAUUGAAGAACAGCAGAAGCUCUUCGCCGAGAGGGAAAGGAGGGUCGCAGAACAUAGUCGGGUUCUUGCCGAGUAUGAAAAAACACUGGGGAUGUACUCUGAAAAAAUCGAGGAUUUGAAGAGAGAGCUCGAACAAUCUGAUAAGGACCGAUGUUUAUUAAUUAAGGAGAGAGAUCUCGCCAUAGAGGAUUUAAGUAAUGUCGAGAGUGCCUUUUCUGAUGUUCAUAGGAAAUACGAACGGUCUAAAGGAAUUCUCAGUAACUUGAAGGAAAAUGAAAAUCGGUUGAUAGCCCAUGAGGAAGAAUUAGUGCAAAAAAUUGAAAAUCGAGACAAAAAGCUGUCCCUGUACAAGGAGAAAGCUCAAGAAAAGUUGGAACAAAUGUAUCAGGAUUAUGAGCACAAAAUCAAGGACGUAGAAUCCGAAAAUACCCGUCUUCGAGCCCAGUGUCGCCUACUCGACAUGAAAUUAGCCACAUUGGAAAACGAUGUAGAGCAAAAGGCCAAAGAAAAUUCUCAGUUGAAUGCGUUAUGCAAUGAACUUAUCGCUGGCCAGGGGGCGAGUAACAACAAUUGAAACAAGUGACGAAAUUAACAAUAACUAACGUAUCCGAUUUCUAUUAAGUAAUGAAUAUUAUUCUAUCAUACAAUUUUAAAGGUCUAAAUUUAUUAUGUAUUCCGGUUUUAUGGGAGUGUCCGCUUCAAUAGUUUUAUUUACCAUUUUUCCAAGAAUGUAAAACAAACGCUCUGGUUGUAAUCCUUUGGGGUAUGAUACUUUGACAACUAUAUUAUCUAUAUCAAGUAGAUCUCCUUCCCGUAUGGUGUCUACGGCGACGAGAGACUUCCCCAAUUUGUCAUUGCACGGUAAUUCUGAAGCCAAAAUUGUCUAAAUGAAAAUAAACGCGUAAUAAUGAAAAUGAAAAUAAAUUUAUAAAUACCAGUA
Molecule: messenger RNA, 3894 nt
Organism: Folsomia candida
Lineage: Eukaryota; Metazoa; Arthropoda; Collembola; Entomobryomorpha; Isotomidae
Product: calponin homology domain-containing protein DDB_G0272472
Exons: 7
Coding region: 16-3528 (1170 amino acids)
Biological process (GO): mitotic spindle organization; cerebral cortex development; cell population proliferation
Cellular component (GO): cytoplasm
Source: RefSeq, a predicted model, not a curated record